UUUUCCUUUUCCUGAAUUGUCUUUUUCCUAUAUCAGAAAAAAGAUGUCUUCGAGUCGGAAGCAUCAUUUGAAGAGUUUGAUGCUUUCCAUCGCCAAAGAUUUGCUGGAAGAGGAGGAGAUAGAACGAGAGGAGGAGAGGGGGAGGUACAUGGCUGAGAGCUGUCCUCCUCCUUCUCUGCCACGGAGCAUGCAGGAACUGCAGGAACUGUGUAGAGAAAUCCAUCGCAAAAUCGACAAGACUGAUGAGGAGAGAUAUGACCUAGAGAUGAAAGUCAACAAGACCAACAAAGAGAUUGAUGAUCUGAAGAUCAAAGUUCAGGACCUGAUGGGCAAAUUCAAGAAGCCUGUCCUAAGGAAAGUACGAAUGUCUGCAGACGCCAUGCUUAAAGCUCUGCUGGGUUCCAAGCAUACGGUCAACCUGGACCUGAGGGCCAACCUG
Cynoglossus semilaevis (tongue sole) is the source of this 439-nucleotide messenger RNA. Its product is annotated as troponin I, fast skeletal muscle-like. The transcript is spliced from 4 exons. NCBI's taxonomy places the organism in Eukaryota, Metazoa, Chordata, Actinopteri, Pleuronectiformes, Cynoglossidae. The record is from RefSeq and is a predicted model, not a curated record. The annotation marks the transcript as partial. Gene Ontology annotation, biological process: cardiac muscle contraction; skeletal muscle contraction. Gene Ontology annotation, cellular component: troponin complex.